UGCCGUGGGAAUGGGGCGAGUGUGGGUGAAAGGGCAGCUGAGCUCCUCGCCCUUUCGGGCAAGCUUUGGAGUAGACUGGGUGACUCAGAUACCCUUUGCGAGAAGCCUUCUAAGGGAGAGGGCACAGAGAAAGCUGAGACCUGAAGAUGGAGUAGUAACAAAGGCGUCCCCCAUGAUUCGGAGCACCUUUUGCCGAGGACUCCAGCCCCAGCCGGAGGCUGCAUGUGGGGUGGAAGAAACUGAUCUGCUUUCCUGAGAGCCCCUUCUCUCCUAAUUCAUGAGCCAGCAGGAUGCGGUCGCUGCGCUUUCCGAACGCCUGCUCAUAGCUGCGUACAAAGGCCAGGCAGAGAAUGUGGUUCAGCUCAUCAACAAGGGUGCCAAGGUAGCGGUUACCAAGCAUGGCCGGACCCCCUUGCACCUGGCUGCCAAUAAGGGUCAUCUUUCUGUGGUGCAGAUUUUGCUGAAGGCUGGUUGCGACCUCGAUGUGCAAGAUGAUGGGGACCAGACAGCCUUGCACAGGGCCACUGUGGUGGGGAACACCGAGAUCCUCACAGCGCUUAUCCGGGAGGGAUGUGCCCUGGACAGACAGGACAAGGAUGGGAAUACCGCCCUGCAUGAAGCCGCCUGGCACGGAUUCAGCCAGUCAGCCAAGCUGCUCGUUAAAGCCGGAGCCAACGUGCUGGCCAGAAACAAGGCAGGGAACACGGCUCUGCACCUGGCCUGCCAGAACAGUCACUCCCAGAGCACACGCGUCCUCCUGCUGGGCGGUUCCCGCGCUGACCUCAAAAACAAUGCGGGGGACACCUGUUUGCAUGUGGCUGCGCGGUAUAACCACUUGUCUGUCAUUAGACUCCUCCUCAGUGCUUUCUGCUCUGUUCAUGAAAAGAACCAGGCUGGAGACACGGCCCUCCAUGUGGCUGCUGCCCUAAACCACAAGAAGGUUGUUAAAAUCCUGCUGGAAGCGGGUGCUGACACAAACAUUGUGAACAAUGCAGGCCAGACCCCGCUGGAGACUGCCCGCUACCACGACAAUCCCGAAGUUGCACUUCUCCUCACCAAGGCUCCCCAGAUCUUGCGCUUCAGUCGCGGGAGAAGCCUGAGGAAAAAGAGAGAGAAGCUCAAGGGAGAGCGGAGGGCCCAGUCUGUGCCCAGAGAUGAGGUGGCGCAGAGCAAGGGAAGUGUCUCAGCAGGAGAUACCCCCAGCAGUGAACAAGCUGUACCCCAAAAAGAGGAAGCUAGAAGAGAUUGCCCACCAGCUUCCCAGGAGCCUAGAAAAGAUGAAAGGAGGAGAAAGUCAAGGCCAGAGGUGUCGGCACUAUCUGACCCCACCCCAGCAGCAGACCAGCAGCCUGGACACCAAAAGAACCUGCACAGUCAUCACCACCCCAAAAAGAAGAGCCGACAUCGCUGUUGGUCCCCACCUCCGCCCCACGGGUUCAGGGCGUACCAGCUUUACACGCUGUACCGGGGCGAGGACGGGAAAGUGAUGCAGGCACCGAUCAAAGGUUGUCGCUGCGAACCUCUCAUCCACAAGCUGGACAACCAGCUGGAGGCGACUGUGGAGGAGCUGAGGGCCGAGCUGGGGGCCAUGCAGGACAAAGUGAACGCGAAGCUAGGCCAGAUGGAGAGCAGGACCCAGCACCAGAUGUGCGUUUUGGACAAACUGAUGGCAGAGCGUCUGUCCGCCGAGAGAACAGAAUGCAUGAAUCGCCUGCGACAGCACGCGGCUGCUGAGAAGCAGGAGGGAGAGAAACGUCAGAUGUCUUUGGUGGAUGAACUAAAAGCCUGGUGCAUGCUGAAGAUCCAGAAUCUGGAGCUGAGACUUUCUGGAGAGUCUCGGACCUUCAGAGCUAAAUCCACACCAUCUCCCUCUGACUCCUCUCCAGCUGUAGACCAACCAGCGGCAGCUGCAGGGCCAGGAGCAGCUCCUGACAGCUCCUCUCAGGUUGUGAGGCCCAAGGACAAGGCACUCAGUGCCACUGCUGCCCACAGAAACCAGCAGGAGCUGCUUCCAUCUGACUGCUCAGGCUCUGGGCCAAGGAAGGUCAAGGCUCCGGGCACUUCCCGGUGUGACCAGCAGACUGGAUCCUGUGUCAACCGAGGCACUCAGACCAAGAAGUUGGGGAGAAGCGGGCAGACCAGGCAUCGAGGCCAGCAGCCGCUAGCCAGCAGCCCCAGUGGGCAGCCGCCAGCAGCAGGCGACGAUACCCGAGACGCUUCGCAAGCCCUCGAGCUGACCCAGUAUUUUUUUGAGGCCGUUUCUGCACAGAUGGAAAAGUGGUAUGAACGGAAAAUUGAAGAAGCACGAAGCCAAGCCAGUCAGAGAGCUCAGCAAGAUGAGGCCACACUGAAGGAACACAUCAGAAGUCUGGAAGAGGAGCUUGCCAAGCUGCGGACAAAGGUGCAGAAGUGAGACCCAGACCCUGGGGUGGACCCCACAGGGCUUCUGGCUUGAUAACAGCAAAGUUACUGUGUCCCAGGAGUUGGUUGUCAUGCAAGGUGGACUUGCCUUUAAGUCACGAAUUUGUUGUGGACACAUACUUCCUGUGCUCUGAAGUUACAAGGCCUUCUUCACUGGUUAAAAUGAAUCCUGGGGAGAUGUUCACAAAAAGCAAGCCACACCAAGAUGAGAAGGUGUACCCAAGUCUGCGAUUCAGUGAUAUGGAUUAUGUGGGAAGCAGAGCCGAUUACUGUGGGAAGGCCAGUAGUCAUGGCGACACUGCUGUGCCUGCACAGUCCUCCUAGCAGAGACUCAGAUGCCGGGAGCCCCUUUUCUCCCCUCUAAGUCAAGAUGCUGAUAGGGGUGAAAGCCUUUCAGAUCCUGAGGAAAGAUCUCUGUGUCUAAUAUGUCUUAAACUAAUUUUAAGGGUCACGUAAAUAAGGAGUAAUUGCUGACUGUCAAGUGAGAAAAGUUUAAACCAGUGGUCAGUUACUGUGGUUUUAGCCAAAUAACUGAACCGAUUAAUGGAAAAACAUUCACCAGACAACUCCAGCCAGAUACCUUAGAUUACCUUUCUAAAGUCAAGACUCUGGUUCUGUUUUGUAAAGAAAUAAGGCAGUAUCACGAAAGUUUAAUUUUGAAUUAACUUCUCCUUGAAGAACGUCAGCCAUCAGAAGCCUUUACUGAGUAAGAUGCACCAGACUGGAAGUGUUGAUGGUCUCUCGGUUGGGACCUUGGCUUCGCCUUCUAAUCCUUUAGAACACGGAUUAUGUCCGUCUCCACAUGAUCCACAUAUGCAUAGAAACUUCUGUUUCUCUAAGCCUAAGGACCUAAUAACUGCUGUCCAUGAAUUGUGACUAAAAUGCUGUUCAUUGAGCCAAAGAGAAGUGGCCUUUGUGGAAUAGUAUGCAUUUAUCCCCUUGUCAAGCCAAGUUCUUCUUUUUCUUACAGUGACAAUCCAUGGAUACAUACAUUCCUGUAAACAUAACAGGGUAGAUAUGCGCGUACAGAGUCUAGGAAGUCCAGUUAUUUCAUGGGACUGACCUGUCCUCAGCCUCUUGGGAGGUGCAGCUCUUCCCCUUCUCCUUCACUGGAGUCCUGUUCUCAGCUCACUUGCCCCAAACCCUGCUAUGACACCCCCAGGAACAAAAUGUCACUUACUCCUGUAGGUUCAUUCCUUAUUUAUCUAUUGAAUUAUUGGGAACUGCCUAAUACUAUGUAAGAGAUGAAACCCCCUGAGUUCAGCAAGUCAUGUUCCAAGCAGGAGUUAUUUUCACUAUUAGAAUACUUAUUACCUCAAGAUACCCUUUACAAGAAAUGCAGGAAUCAACUGUAAUUGAACAUCAAGUCUAGAUCACAGACUAUCUUGGUGGCAGUACUUUGAUGAUAUACCUCCUACCCAUCAGAAGCAGGCAGCUUAUCACUGUGAAUGGAUGUUUCUGUCAUCAUUAAGCAUAAAGACCAGGCUAUUGAGUAAGGCCAGUCCCCUUACUCACAGGGUUGACUUCUAAGUGGUGGUUGGUUUGUUUUGGAAGGCUUUACUGUGUACUACAGAAUAGCUUUGAUCUUCCUGUCUCAGCCACCUGAGUUCUGGGAUUAAUGGAGUGAGCCCAUGGCCAAUCAUGCUUUGUUUGUAACACCAGUGUUAGGUUUGUUGCAUUGGUCCUCAGCAUUGUAGAGCACGGAAGGUCAACUGUGUCUUUCCCCUUGUGCUAUGUGAAAAAAACAAAUUUCCCAGCUGUACUUUUACAGAUAACUGUUUAUACCAUAUACUCUCACAUGGAUCAUGUUUCAAACUGAGGCCUAAGAAGUGUCAACAGCUGUGGAGAAACACGUUAUAAAACAGUAAUGUAUUUAUCAAUGUCCUCUUUUAAAACAAUUGUUAGCACAUCAUUCCUUAGACUGUAUACUGAGUAUCUGUGACGGGGUGAAAGUGUUAGCCUAACAUCAGCUUUUGAUUUGAAAAGUCCAAAAUACAGGUUUUUCAUGUUUAGAUUUGUGUGUGCAAAGCAUGUUGUCUAAUUUUAUCGACUUGAACUUGUGCCUCCUUUAAGCAUUAAAGGUUUUCAGUUCUGUCA
Molecule: messenger RNA, 4518 nt
Organism: Apodemus sylvaticus (European woodmouse)
Lineage: Eukaryota; Metazoa; Chordata; Mammalia; Rodentia; Muridae
Gene: Ankrd6
Product: ankyrin repeat domain 6
Exons: 16
Coding region: 278-2413 (711 amino acids)
Molecular function (GO): protein binding
Source: RefSeq, a predicted model, not a curated record